UCUGAUUGGGCGGUUGCACGUUGUAGGCUCUUUGUACGUUUUACACGUCAGCUCUUCAAAACGACGCCUCCAUCAGAUCUCUGCAGCCCCAAAGGGUGCCGUUUUGUUGCGUUGCACUCGCGGAAGCGGAGAAAACCAAAGAAUCAAGCUUCGUCAAAGUGUCUGUCACACACAGUUUUAAGAUCUGGAAGCGCUUCUCACUUGCCCACAAUAAGAAUUCCUCUCAAAUUUCAAUUUUUCAUUUGAAAAUAAUAAAACCCUAAAAGAGGGGUUGCAAGCAAAAUGAGAAGCUCGAAGAUGUGGAUGGUUUUCAUGUGUCUGACGGUGAGCUUCUUCGCUCGCAUUGAAUCGCUAUCCGUGACGGUGAACGACGUCGAGUGCGUCUACGAGUACGUACUUUACGAGGGCGACACCGUUUCGGGGAACUUUGUUGUCGUCGACCAUGACAUUUUCUGGAGCUCUGAUCACCCCGGCAUUGAUUUCACGGUGACAACUGCUGCAGGGAAUACUGUCCACAGUAUCAAGGGAACCUCUGGUGACAAGUUCAGUUUUAAAGCCCCAUCACAUGGAAUGUAUAAAUUUUGUUUUCAUAACCCUUACUCAACACCUGAGACUGUUUCUUUCUACAUUCAUGUUGGUCACAUCCCCUCUGAGCAUGAUCUUGCCAAAGAUGAGCAUUUGGACCCAAUUAAUGUUAAGAUCGCUGAGCUCAGAGAGGCACUAGAAUCUGUUACAGCUGAACAGAAGUACUUGAAAGCCCGUGAUGCAAGGCAUCGUCAUACUAAUGAGAGCACACGGAAGCGUGUUGUAUUCUACACUGUGGGAGAGUACCUUCUCUUGGCUGCUGUUAGUGCACUGCAAGUCAUAUACAUUAGGCGCCUUUUCAGCAAGUCAGUGGCCUACAAUCGUGUUUGAGUCGCCUUCAUGAUUAACGUUAAUGGCUUCCUUCAUUAGCAACAGGGUUAGGUUUACAUAUGCGUUCUCUAUUCAUUCAACAGUACGAUUACGAUCCCUUGGUGAACACUUUUUUUUUUCUUUUCAACAGAGACUCCACUUGUAUGUUGAUACCCAACAAGAUAUUUAAAUUCCUUAGCUUGAAUUUCAAUGGAUUCACAGAAAUCAAACCGUGUGGGAAUCAAUACCAAGUUUGUAAAAUGGUAGUCUGAGUUCCUAAAAUGGUUGAAAAACUGAAAGUAAAAUUAGACUUUUUUGGUAACUCUAAGCCCAUACUGCUUAUUUUUUACCUGUU
Molecule: messenger RNA, 1249 nt
Organism: Glycine soja
Lineage: Eukaryota; Viridiplantae; Streptophyta; Magnoliopsida; Fabales; Fabaceae
Product: transmembrane emp24 domain-containing protein p24beta3-like
Exons: 4
Coding region: 283-915 (210 amino acids)
Biological process (GO): Golgi organization; endoplasmic reticulum to Golgi vesicle-mediated transport; intracellular protein transport
Cellular component (GO): COPII-coated ER to Golgi transport vesicle; endoplasmic reticulum; Golgi apparatus
Source: RefSeq, a predicted model, not a curated record